This is a messenger RNA of Caenorhabditis briggsae, 2673 nucleotides long. NCBI's taxonomy places the organism in Eukaryota, Metazoa, Nematoda, Chromadorea, Rhabditida, Rhabditidae. The record is from RefSeq and is a predicted model, not a curated record. The coding region runs from base 1 to 2673 and encodes 890 amino acids. The transcript has 10 exons.
AUGAGUCUAGAAGAAGCGGAUAUUCGAUGUCAAAUCGCUUGGCAACUCGAUCAGAAUAAAAAAUAUGAUGAAGUCGUCGCUCAUGUGCUCACCGGAUGUUUAAGUUGUGUUACAAAUCCGAAAAAGCGGUUUGGCGGAAGGGAAAUGUUGUUUCCAAACGAGCCACCGCCAUGGAUCAAAGUCCCUGAAUCCGAAAAAUCCAACCCAGAAGCGUGGAAACGAUUCCAUAAGAAGAAAAUGCGUUCCGAGAUGACACUAGAGGAGUUUGAGCAGUUUCUAGUGGAUUCCGACCUUUCAGAUGCGCAAUUAGCCAUGGAAAUUGCGAAAUUUCGGAGAAUCGAAAAAGUGGCCUCAUGGACCCAUGUUCGUGACAUUCGCAGAAAACAAAAAGAAAAGCGUUUAGAACAAGAAAAGAAGGAAAAAGAAGCGAAAAAACUGAAUUUAGAGGCGAAAAAAGAGGCGGAAAAGUUGAAAAAACAGGAUGAAAAGAGGAAAAAUCUCGAGGAAAAACAGCUGAAAGACGACGAGAAAUUGGAAUAUUUGGAAAAAAUGAAAGAGGACGAAAAGCUUCUAGAAGAAAACCUCGACGAGGAAAUUAAGGAUGAGCAAUCUGCGGAAAAUGAGGAAAAAUCGAAAAAAUCCGAGAGGAAAGAGUUCAAUUUGAGGAAAGAUAUGCCUUGGAGUCCAUCUACCUACGACUUCCUGUGCACUGAUAAGCGAUCGAUAAUCGAUCAAUCACAACAGAAACGAAUGAUUGCAAUGUGUCAGAGUUUGAUGUAUGAGGGACAAUUGAGGCAUUCUGGCAAUCGGGAUGAGCUUAAACCCGCACCCAAAACGCGUCUUCUGGAUGAUUCGAUUGCUCAUGACCUGAUUUCCUCGUGUAAACAGACUACAGUACUCUCCGAUGCGACCACAAUCUGUCAUCUGUUAUCGCCGAACUGGGAAUCGAGAGAUUACGAAUUUGGGAUUCCGAUUCGAGUCAAAAUCCAGAGAGUCGAUGGCGUUGAUAAGAAAUGCGUUACCAUGUCGAAGCCAGUGCCGAGCACUUCGCUCCAAAUGGUCCAAAAUACAUCGGGCACAAAAACGAUCGUGGACCCAUCGGAUCUGCAACUGCCACCCGAAAAUCAGCGAAAAAACUACGCAUUCGACAACACAAAAUCAGCGGCAGGACCAUCGAAUCAACACGGAAAGAAGGAGUGGCAAGCGGAGAAGGAGAGACGCAGACAGAAGAUGUUGAAGAAACAACAGAAACAGAAAGAGCUGGAUUCGAUCAAAGACGGAGAGAAGAAGAGUUGGCAAAAGUUCAAUACGAAGGCAAAUGCAAAGGGACUCAAGGGACUCAAGAAGGUUACGGUAUCCGGGUCGGCACAGGAUGGAAGUUCCACUGGAGACAAGAGGGGUACUGUAAUCUCCAAAGCAACGAUCCAACGGAAAACGCUGAAACGAGCUCUCAAAAAUCAAUAUCUGAAGAGAAUGCCGCUGAAGAAGAGUCAAAAACGAACCCAGGAUGAGCUGAUGUCUUCUGAAGAGGCGUCGUUUCAAGAAUCUCAGGAAUCCACAGCACCAACGACGUCUUCAGAAUCCCUGCUCGACAGUAUGCUCCUUGAAAUGAAGAUGAGCGAUCAGAAGUUUGCCUCCUCGAAAUCCGACGAAAUUCCAGAGAAUUCCGAAGAUUUGGCAUAUCAAUAUGCGAUUUUUCGAAUUGGCGACGCUCGAAUCUUGAUAAGAUCUAAUGGAGCGCACUUGCUCAAUGAGCAGGGCGAUAAAAAACGACAAAUUCUGGAGAAUUGUCGAAAAGUGACAUUUGAGCCGCGAAUUGAGUACCUAUCGAACGGCGGAGCCAUGGAGAUUGGAGCAGCCGAAUGGGUUUGGAACUAUACGAAAGCCGUAUUCAAAACGAGUCAGUCCCAUGUGAUCUACCGUACCAAUUAUCGAUUGGAUCACGUGCUACAAAUCGAUCCGUUAUCCAUGAGAAUUGAUAAACAGCAACCGCCUCCCGAUGCGUUGGGAAUCCUCUCGGCUCGCUGUGUGAUGCUCGAGCGAAUGAUUGCUCAGCUGGAACAACUGGAACCGGGCGAGUACUGUGCCGUCCAGGAACGUGAUCGUCCAUUGAUUGUCGUCCCCAAAUGCUCCGCCGAUCAAAGGGGCGGAGUCUCGUUGGGAGCAUCACUGACAAGAGAUGAUUGUAAGAGAACGACGGAUUCAUGGAAAGACGACGACUUCUUUCAUGGCUUCUGUCGUGAUGUCGCUCUUCAAUGGCAAAUUGUACAGGGACGCGCUCCGCAGCUGUUGUUGGCCAAGGAUUCAGCGAUUAAUGCGCAGAUGCCAUCGAAAAUGAAUCGCAAUCAAUUCCAACGAAAAAAGACGUCGAUGAAGCGGAAAUUCGCCCAGAAAGAGGCUGAAAAAGAGGACGCGAAACGACAGAAAGCGUUGGAUUUGGAUGAUCCGAAUCUGUACGCGGACUUUACGAAUCCAUCGAUUCUACCGCAGGACUUCGUGAAGCCAAAACUCAAAAAUUUUAAUUCAUUUCGAGGUGGUGGACGAGGUGGAGGACCCAGAGGAAGGCCAAGGGCACGGGGACGAGGAGCUUUCAGAGGAGGAGGAGGAGGAGCUGGCGGUGGUGGUGUUGGUUCGGGACCAAGUACAUCUGAUUCCGUUCCAGCCAUUCCAUAA